Molecule: messenger RNA, 1319 nt
Organism: Vigna angularis (adzuki bean)
Lineage: Eukaryota; Viridiplantae; Streptophyta; Magnoliopsida; Fabales; Fabaceae
Product: trihelix transcription factor ASIL2
Exons: 3
Coding region: 268-1317 (349 amino acids)
Cellular component (GO): nucleus
Molecular function (GO): transcription cis-regulatory region binding
Source: RefSeq, a predicted model, not a curated record
AAAAUGUUUGUGAUUUGUACAAAGAAAAACACCAGAAAACUAAGAGGCAAUCCUAUUAUAAGAGCUUCAUUGUCGAGUCACAGUUGCAAUAAUUAACUAGGAAUUAAAAUCUUGAGGUAACAAUAUGGAGCACCACCUAUUUGUAAAAAAGCAAGAAAAAGAAAGGUUGAGGGCAUUGACAUGAUUAAGUCCUUUGACAAAAGUUUGAAGCAUGUUAGCAGCUAAAGAGAAAGGGUUAAAAGCUUUGUAGUAGAUGGGGGAUGAGAGAUGGAGGAGAAAUCAGAGAAGCAAGAUGAUAGCCACCCAUCUCUCUUCUUCUCGGAUCAUGCCACCAUCAAGGAAGAGAAUUCUCCAAGAAAAGCCAUUGGUGGUGGCAGUGAUAGGCUGAAGAGAGAUGAAUGGAGUGAAGGGGCUGUGUCAACCCUUCUUGAGGCCUAUGAGGCCAAAUGGGUGCUCAGAAACAGAGCCAAACUCAAGGGCCAUGACUGGGAAGAUGUUGCAAAACAUGUCUCAUCAAGAGCCAACUCCACCAAGUCACCAAAGACACAGACUCAGUGCAAGAACAAGAUUGAGUCCAUGAAAAAAAGGUACAGAUCAGAGUCUGCAACUACUGCUGAUGCAUCAUCUUGGCCUUUGUACUCUCGCCUUGAUCUUCUCCUGCGUGGCACAGGACCAAUAUCUUCACUCCCGCCAACACCAAAUCCAACACCAACACCAAUCAUAGCACCAUCAUUUCAACCACCACACGCCACCACCAAUAGUAACCAGGCUCUGGUGUUGUUGGAUCCUCCUUCACUGGCUGUGUCACAAGCUCCUCCUUCUGCUGCUCCUCCACCACCCACACAAAACUCUCACGGAUCCAAUGGUGUUGAAAGACUAGUCAAGGAAGAUGGGUUAGGAGGCAAGUCAUGUGAGCAUGUAUCUGAGAAGAAUGUGAUGGACUCGGAUAGUAGCACACCUGCUCUAUACAGUGAAAAGGAGAAGGUGAGAUGCAACAAGAGGAAGAUGAAAAGUGAGAAGAAGAAGAGGGUGAGAAGGAACAGUAACAGUAAUAACAAUAACCAAAACAGUGAAGACAUGGAGAUAGCAGAAAGCAUAAGGUGGCUAGCAGAAGUGGUAAUGAGGUCAGAACAAAGCAGAAUGGAGACAAUGAAAGAGAUUGAGAAGAUGAGGGUUGAAGCUGAGGCAAAGAGAGGGGAGAUGGAGCUGAAGAGAACUGAAAUCAUAGCCAACACUCAACUAGAGAUUGCUAGGAUCUUUGCAAGUGUCAAUAAAGGUGUUGAUUCUUCACUAAGAAUUGGAAGAAGUUCAUCAUGACA